Molecule: messenger RNA, 840 nt
Organism: Penicillium vulpinum
Lineage: Eukaryota; Fungi; Ascomycota; Eurotiomycetes; Eurotiales; Aspergillaceae
Exons: 2
Coding region: 1-840 (279 amino acids)
Biological process (GO): regulation of transcription by RNA polymerase II
Cellular component (GO): PcG protein complex; transcription regulator complex
Molecular function (GO): DNA-binding transcription factor activity, RNA polymerase II-specific; RNA polymerase II cis-regulatory region sequence-specific DNA binding
Source: RefSeq, a predicted model, not a curated record
AUGGAUCUCGCCAACCUCCUCUCUCACACGGCUGUCAAGCCCGUUACUCUCGAGUCCAGCUACUAUAAGCGCUCGCCUCUGUCGCCGCCAGCCGAAGAGCCUAAGGUUUCAUUGCCUUCAAUCUCUUCACUCUUUGAGGGUGCCGAUGGUCAGAACUCAGCUAAACGCCAACGUCUCUCACCAUCUGUCGGUGACCGCCACGUGCGGGUCCAGUCAUACGAGAUGCCCCCAACACCACCUCUGCGCCCCGGCUCUGGCCACGCCCACCGCCGCGCAUCUCCCGUGGAGUCUCUCUCCCACAAGGAAGCACACCACAUCCACCGUUCCUCCAUCUCCAGCAACAGCUCAAUCCACAUCGCCCGCAACACAGCACCCUAUGCCUCACCCGCCCCAAGCGUCUCAUCCUACACAUCUCCAAUCGACGCCCCGCAACAGCCAAUGUACUACCCGCGCCCACCAACCGCAUCUUCCUUCCAGCCCUCGACACCAUCAGCUCCGCAGAUGCCCACCGUGAUCCAGACGCAGCACUCGCACUCGUCCUCGGCUCUCAUCUCGCCCGUCACUCCGGCCUGGCAACACCACCACUACUUCCCGCCCUCCACUACAGCCCCGUACCAGCAGAACCACGACCGGUAUAUCUGCCGUACCUGCCACAAGGCUUUCUCGCGUCCUUCUUCCCUGCGCAUCCACUCCCACUCGCACACGGGCGAGAAGCCCUUCCGCUGUACCCAUGCUGGCUGCGGGAAGGCUUUCUCCGUGCGCAGCAAUAUGAAGCGCCAUGAGCGUGGCUGCCACUCCGGUCGUCCGGGCCCUGCUGCUGCUACUGCACUUGUUGUAUAA